Messenger RNA from Gadus morhua (Atlantic cod), 3797 nucleotides. Its product is annotated as transmembrane protein 163. The record is from RefSeq and is a predicted model, not a curated record. Gene Ontology annotation, cellular component: synaptic vesicle membrane. NCBI's taxonomy places the organism in Eukaryota, Metazoa, Chordata, Actinopteri, Gadiformes, Gadidae. The coding region runs from base 531 to 1418 and encodes 295 amino acids. Gene Ontology annotation, molecular function: zinc ion binding. The transcript has 8 exons.
CGUGAGACGCAUGUUUCCACCGCAGUGGAGCGCGGCGACUCGCGAGCGCAGCGCACAGAAGACGGGAGCUCCGCCUCGCGCCCCACAGCACAGGUCUCGUGAGUUACCCCACCUCGUGGAACUCCACCUCGCGCCCCGCAGCACAGGUCUCGUGAGUUACCCCACCCCGUGAAGCUCCACCUCGCGCCCUGCCACACAGGUCUCGUGAGUUACCCCGCGUCGUGGACGACUGUCUUCUGCUCUUUUUUUUUUCGCAAUUAGAACCCGCGUGUUUGCAGAAUCACGACUUCGAGCGAAAUCGACGUGUGGAAUGCGUGCGUUAUUUCGCGCUCGGUUUUCGUUGCCUCAAGCGCUCACGUCGGUCCUCCCCACACCUUGGACGCCGCUUAAUACUGACGGCUGCUGCCCCACUCCUGCCGCUGCUCUCCCCCCCUCCACCCACCUCACUCCCUCUGUUGCUACAGAGUGACAUACCGCACUUGUCACGCCCUUCUGUGAGAUUUUAGGAGUGCCGACGUUAGUUUAACCCCAUGGUUCACACGAUGUCAGACCCCCCACAGAGCCCUGAUCCGGCGGUGAUCCACAGCCCUCCCCCGGACCCAGCUCUAGUCCCGGACCCGUCGGUGCCGAACGGAAGGUGCGAGCAGGCAGACAUCGCAGAGCAGCAGCAGGAACCCACGGGGGACAGUCCGGUGGAAGGCUUCAACAUGGACCAGGAGAUGAAGAUCACGGACAGCAUAGAGGACCAGGGUCUUCUGGAGAGCAGCAUGCGUCUGAAGCCCCACGAGGCCCAGAGCUAUCGCAAGAAGGCCCUGUGGGUGUCCUGGGUGUCCAUCGUGGUGACCAUCCUGCUGGCCAUCGCUGCAUUCACUGUUUCCAUCAUGAGACACAGUGCAUCAGCCUUUGGAUUUGCUUUUGACGCCCUGCUGGACGUGCUGUCCUCCAUCAUUGUGUUGUGGCGCUACAGCAACGCGGCCGCCGUGCACUCGGCCCACAGAGAGUACAUAGCGUGCGUCAUCCUGGGGGUGCUCUUCAUCCUGUCCUCGCUUUGCAUUAUGGGAAAAGCCAUCCACGACCUGGCAACCAAACUGCUACCGGAAGUGGAUGACUUCCUGUUCAGUGUGUCUAUAGUCAGUGGUCUGGUCUGUAUUAUUCUGGCCGUCGUCAAGUUCAUGCUGGGCAGAGUCCUCACCAGCAAGGCCCUGAUCACUGAUGGGUUCAACUCCCUGGUGGGCGGGGUGAUGGGGUUCUCCAUCCUGCUGAGCGCGGAGGUGUUUAAGCAUCAGCCCACCGUGUGGUACCUGGACGGGGCCAUUGGGGUCCUCAUGGGACUCAUCAUCCUGGCCUACGGCGUGAAACUCCUUCUGGACAUGGUGCCGCGCAUGAGACAGACCAGGAACUACGAACGCUUCGAGUGACCCCAACCCGGGGGGGGUACAGAGAGGGGGAGGACGGGCUGACAACAUCCGAAGGCCGGCUUGGUGGGUGUGGUCCCCCAAUGGCCACAACCCCACCCUUCGAGGAAGGACAUUUGCUGCGUCUCCACGGCCGAGCAGACGGAUUUGAGUGUAUCCGCAUGUCACUACACAGCCCCCCCCCCCCCCACACACACACACACACACACACACACCACCACCCUUAGAGUCUGUUUGAUCAUGUUUUGUGUUUUCUUGUGAUACAGCGGACCGGCGCAGUCUGAGGGCUGCUGCGUCGGACCGCCGACAAGAUUCACUAAUUCAUGAAACGGAAAUAAUUAGUGAUAAUAUAGACCUUUUUCACACAUCGGGACCGAUGCACAAAGCAAACUGAAGCUGACCGAAUGGUGUGGGGUGAUUUGAACAAACUGAAAGGUUUUUUAUUAUGAUUUGAUAAUGGUUUAGUACUAGGAGUUGUGUUGUGGAGACCUGGUUUCCUAGUUGUAGCUGGUUUAAUUAUAUAUUUUUUUAAGGCCACAAUUAAAUGGAGCAAAACUCAAUAUGUUGUUGGACGCUCCUUCGGAGCCCUGUGUUGGGAGGUUUUGGAGGAAGGCCUUUUUUUUCCGCCUGUUGCCAACUAUCAAUGGUAUUAAAUCUGUUAAGAUAAAACCAAACUGUAAUUAAAGGUAUAUAAUAUGGUUGAUUAAUCCGAUAACCCAGGAAGACGCAGGCUCAGGACAUGUUAAGAUAAGAUACAAUUGUAUUAAUCCUGUGAGGGAAAUUCAGGAUAAGUGGUCAAUCUUUCAGCUGCAAUAUCUGAAAAGUGAAGGGAAAAAAAUGAAAUCAGAGUUUCGAGUCGCUCGAUCGGACAGCAAAAUUAACUAACGCAAUCACGCUUAAGCAUGGAGAUUCCACAAAAAAAUGCUCAGGGUCUCUGUUUGCUGAGCAGGCACUUUCAGCCAAUCAAAUGGCUGCCUCAGAAUCCAAGAGGUCGCAUUAUCCCGCCCAUUUCACAGAGACGUCGUUCUCCGUAUAAAGCAGCACCCAGCUGUUUAAGUAGCACAACAGUAGAGGGAGCCCACAUGCUGUAAUUAAUUCAAACUGGCCCCAUUACACAAACUAUAAAUAUCCAUAUUUAUUUUAUUAGAAUAUAAGCACAUAUAUUUAAUCUCAUUAAAUAUAUGAGUCACUAGUUAGUUUGGUUAGUUUAGAUAGGGUUUUCCGACUAGUUUACAGGGGAAACUGAAUAAGCACAGGAUGUAAGAUACUUUUAUUUAAUCUUCACGCUGAGAACAGGAUUUAAUGUAUGUUUGGGUUAGCUUUCCUUUACCUCACAAGGACACCGGCUCACCACGAUGAACUCUACAAUGACUCAUCGAGGAAUAUCACGUCCGUGACUUUGCAUGCUCCAUCUCUGAGCACACACUAAAAUAUUCAUCAACCUAAGUAGCACACCAACCCCAUCUCAGUGGUCCGAGCCUUAGCUGUAUCGCCACGGCAGCACAUGAAUCUAUACAUUUUCAUAUUUCUACAAUAUGUAAGACUUAAUCAUGUUAUGAACAUUUGAAGCUGAAAUGCGUUCAAAGUGAGAGCUGAAAACGAGCGUACGCAUUCAUUCUUCCUAGAAAGACUGUGAAUGUAUAUUUCGGAAGUGAAUGUAUGCUUCUAUAUUCAUGACAAUUUGAAUGUGCAUAUACUGUAUUGUAAAAUGUCAGUUUUUUUUAAUGGCAAUUUUGUGUGUGAAUGCGUGUGUGUGCCUUAGUUUUGUGAGAGGUUGAAGAUGGUUUGCUAAUUGAUACUUCAAGGGUGUAAAAAAGAAAAAUGGGUACUUCGGGUGAAGGUGUGCCUCACUUCUGUUCACCAAACACACGACAUCUCUAGCAUGCAACCAGCGCACCAGUCCACAUGCGAGGUAGAAAAUAAUGCUGUUUCAUUGUUUGUGCGCCACACACACACACACAAAAACACAGGCAAGCUAACAUGCACGCACAUUAAAACACAGGCUAGCUUACACCCACACACAGGCUAGCUUACACAAAUACACACACACACACAUUAAAACACAGGCUAGCUAACAUGCAAGCACACAUUAAAACACAGACUAGCUUACGCACACACCCACACACUGAAACACAGGCAGGCUAGCUUACACACACACACACACACACACACACACAUUGUAACACAGGUUAGCUUACACACACAAGGUCCUCAUGAUGGUAGCUUUCGUGUGAUUGUGUAAAUACUGUAUUCCUGUGAUGUUAUUCAGCUGUAGAGUCGGAAUUAAUACAGAGACUGUUGUCACAGAAAAAAAAAACUUUAUUUAAAAAUAAAGUUAUAUCUCUCGUUUGUCAAGGACUGUGAAAACAAAAAGAAAAGAAA